CACUGACGCUCAGAUCUAUCUUAGUCACUGGUAAUCUCACUAACUUGCUUUGUGUUAAUAAGCAAAUUGUUGAUGUUGUGCUUGUCAAUUUCCAGGCCAGCGACUCACGAAACAACACCCCUCUUGUUGCAUCCAUGAAGAACGGCCAUGCAGAGGUGGUGGAGUGGUUACUGGGAGUUGUGAAUCAUUUGCCAUCUGAAGAUCAGUGCCAGAAGUGUCUGGUUGCACCGGUGGAAGACAAAGAAAAACAUGACGAUAUGAUGCUUGGACGAACCAAGUGCUACGACUUGGUCACCAAGGCAAAGAAAGCAAAAGAACAGAAGGUCCAACGUAAUACAGAAAUCUUUUUGAAGGAACUCGAACACGAAAAAGAAAAAGAAGAUAUAAGGAAAAAGAAGGCGGCAGCUAAACGGCGAGAUAAGCGAAAGAGAAGAAAAGCUGCUAAAGACAGUGAAGGUUCCUGUGGAAACCAAGUUGGUGAAGACCUUCCACUGGAGAACAGACCACAAGAACUAGUAGAUGACUAUGAACAAGACCAGGAGGAGAAUGAGUGUGAUGUUGUCGACACCACGAGAGAGCCUUGUACUGACGGGCUACUUACUGCAACAAGCCACAGAGAAACCGCAACAGAGAAGAAGGUCUACCUUGUAACCCAAGAUGCGCUCAAAAACAGACAGAUUGCCGACGAUGACAGAAACAAGCUGAAGAUUUCUGCCAGUAACAAGAGACCCACACAAGAUGCUAGUCACACCAAGCCUAAAAGACCUCUGAGUAGUACAGGAGAUGUGUCGACAACGCAGAAUUCUGUUUGUUUAAAUGAACGCAGCCAUCGACGUAGUCACAGUGCAGGGAAGGAAUCUGAGUUAAAAAGUCAUUCCGUACAGGAUAAAAAUGCCAGAAAGAAGAGUGAGGAUUUGGCAAAGGUCUCCAAGAAGAAAAAUACCCCAGUGAUUGGUGACAAGGCUGAUUCUGUUAAGGCACAGAAGACUGAGAUUAAAACUAAGACAACAAGCGAGGUGACUCAAUCCGAAACCGUAAAUUGUGUAAAGCCAGAUACGAAACAUCAAAACAAGGCUGAAAAGCCAUUAUCAAAGAAAGAACAGACCGAGAAAGCAAAUAAUUCUGCGAGCAGUCCAAAAAAGAAUUCUUACAACAAGCAGCAAAUUGUUGGAAACCCUGGCCACGUUGGAAACAAAUCCUCUAGUUCGAAAGAUUCCAGCCAUGGGGGGACAGUUCACCCGGCAAAGGUUUCAUCAGAUACAACUCAAACUUCUGUUAGAAGGGGUAAAGAUGGACAGAAUGUCGCUGAUAACGCUCACACAUCGUCAAUAGCGAGUGAGAGUGGUAGAUUAUUUACAAAGGGUACGACUUCUUCGGGUCAUUCACCGAGUAGUGGUAAAACAUCCGCGACGAUUGAAGGAGAAAGGGAACAUAAACCAGUAGUGCAUUCGCCGAGGUCGAAACAACAACACCACCAAGUAGGGAGGGGUGAGGAUAAUUGGAAGGAAGUCACGAGGAGCACAAACUCAAAGACGGUAAUGUUUCAGUUGACCGCACCAAAUGCAAUCUGUGGGCGAGUCAUUGGCCGCGGGGGAAGCAAGAUCAACUCAAUAACGGAGGAUUCGGGUGCGCAAAUAACGAUUGGUAAACCAGAACCAAAGAAUCCAACAGACAGAGUUAUCACUAUCAAGGGCUCCAGUAAGGCAGUCCAGAGGGCCAAGUUUCUUGUCACGCAAGCCUUAAACACGCCCAGUACAAUCGGACAGACAACACCCACCAUCUCCACUGCUACCACGUCAAAUGCAAUGUCAUCCUCGGACAGAACAGAAACCAGCGCAUCACCAGCUCCAGUCAGAGGAAACUACGCAGCUAUCCCAUCAUCUUCCUCCGAAUGGCCGACCAUUGAACAGGCAAAUAACAUGGCAGUCCAGGCGCCACCAAUGAAGACAGUGGCUCCAAACAAGACUGAAAAACCUAGCGAAGAACUGAAAAGUUCACCGGAGCUGAGCGAUGGCAGCCAAGACGUGUUUGAAGAUAAUGCAGCCGUGGCAAGCAAAGCUGAAGAUGCGACAUUUAACAGCUCUGAAGCAGCGAAAGCCUUUGUUACCUCGUCUCCUGUGACUUCUGAUGCGACACAGACCUCAUCGUCAGCUUGGAAACCGUACAUACAGUCACCUCAAAGCAUGGGUGCUUGUACGAGUGCUAUGACAACAAGUAUCAGUAGCAGUGUGACUCUGAUUAGUUCGCAGGCUGCAGAAAGCAGGUUGACUUCGGCAAGACACGAUGGCGGUGCGACAGCUUCGUAUAAGCCUUUUCGUUUGCAGGAAAAUCCAGGUCCACAGGUGCAGAGUCAAUCCAGAAAUAACAGAGUGGGUGAUAGCAAGGGGCUAGCUCCUGCAACUUCACAGGAGAAUUGGGAAUCAAAGGGCCACAAAUCUUCACCGACCUCUGUAGCAACAGUAUCCAUCAGCACUAGUGCCGUCACAACUACUACUAAUCGAGAUCUUCACAUCACACCUGAAAACCCUUUUGGAGUCAUUGGGGAAGUUGCUACUGCCACUACCGCAUUUCAAACUGAAGCUGCAGUUGCAGAGUUUACUCCGUCCCAGCAGGAGGGGUUGCUACAGAACAGAGCCCCUUCAUCGUCUUCUACAGAUGCAGCAUCAUCAGGGUUGUUACCAUCUCCAAGGGAACGAAACAAGUCCAAGUUUCCUUACUUCAGUCCUUGGGCUUCACAAUCUACAGGUAUCUCCGACAUUGGCACAGAUAGCUUUGCAUCGGGACGAAAGCUGGAGGGUCCUCUGCCUGGAAUGGAACUUUUUACUAGUAGUUUGUUCAGCAGCAGUUCUCUGUCAUCAUAUCCUUGGUCAACUGGUGAAGAUGGCCGUGAAAUUGAAGAAAGAUCACGAAGCAUCAGUUGGUCUGGCCAGCACGACUACCAAGGCGAACAUCAGUUCAUAUCACCGGUCAAGGAAAAGUUCUCUCCUUCAGCUCAGAAAUCCGGCUCAGAUGCGGCCGCGAUCAACAUGAGAGGAGCCUCUGACCUUCGUGGUGAUUCUGGAACUUUCAAACCGCUGUCGUCAGGGAUCUGGGGACCAGUGACGUCACAGCCUCCUCAUGCUGCCUCACUGUCUGUUGUGUGCGACGAGGGAACUCCAGAUAAACAAGCUUGGAAUAACUCUGACAGCACCAGCAGUAGUAGAAGUAGCAGUAGGCAGGAGCUUUCGUCCAUUAUGGACAGUGACGUGCCCGCGAGUAACACUAUGUGGAAUUCAUCGGCGUUUGUCGAGGACAUGACACCGACUCCACAAGAGGCUCAAGGAGGAAUGAACACAGCGCUGUCAGAUCAAGGGGUGCCGACGGGUUCACAGUGGGUGCCGGGUAGAGGAGCUUAUAGUGCUCCCUCCUCACCUUCCCUCCCUCGUACUCACAAUCUCCCGGAGUCUGCACCUCCGUCGAUGGGAGGCCGCCCCUCUGUUGAUGAUUUCGCCGUACGGUCUUGGGCUUCCAAGCAGAGAAGUCCGCGCUCUUUAAGCAGCAGUGAGCCCUCCACGGGGUGGAAUGAGAAUCUGCCUGCACAGCCGAGACGAUCUAGUGUUGAUCUGUCGCAGUCUGGUGGUGGCGAGAACAGCAUCCCUGCACAUCCUUGGCAACAAUAUUCUCGCAUGCCACAGGGUUAUCCACCUGGAUUGACGAUGAGAGAGAACUGGCGCGAACAGCCGGCCCCUACGAGCAGCAAUUCAGAGAUCAACCAACUACUGCAGCGACUAGGACUGGAAAAAUACGUGCCAUUGUUUGAGGAGCAUGGCAUCGACGGUGUUCAGCUCUCUCAGAUGGUCGAGGAGGAUUUGGAAAAUCUCGGCAUACCUAAGGGCCCACGGUUAAAGCUACUGCAUGGUACAAGAUGGUCGGGUGGAAACUUUCAGACACCAGGGAAUGGAUUUGUCAAGACGGAUCCAACCUCAGCCAUCAUUCAGUCGAACAAAAAACCCAACAAGAUGGAACAACAACCACUGUUUAACAACCAGAACCACAUUCUUCAACACCACAGUGAUGCUCAUCUCUCUCCUCUAGGACACAAAAAACAGGCCUUGAAACAACCCCUCCACCCCUCAGUCUUACAACCUCUUAGUAACCACGGCAACCAGCAUCUGCUGUCCCUCAUGACGUCGUCUGGUCGAACGCUGAAUCCUACUCAGCACGUUGGGAUGGGGAGUCAGAACCACGCGAGUAACCACGCGAGUGGUCACGCGAGUAAUCUCCCUCCUCGCCCACACUCAGCUUCUGGAAAUAUGACUAAUAGUCAGGGGUAUGUUCCGGUCGGUUCCCACGGGGAUCAAGCGAUGCCGGGGGGUUAUGUUGCGCAACAGGGGCAGUUCGUGAACCCCAUUCCGUACACGCAAGCCCCUCAGGUAUUUUAUCCCGGCGGCUUUUACUACUUCUACCCGCAGCAGUAGAAGGCUUUUGUCUUGACACUUAAUUUAUUGAUUCAAAUCAUUAGCCUCUUCUUGACACUUGUAAUUUAUGAUGUAUACGCGAUGAAAAGUUGUCGGGGAUUUGUGAAAAAGAACCAUUAAAGAACAAAUGUUUAGAUGUAGAUUCGAUAUUUAGUGAAUGGACGCAAGGGCCUUGGUUGAUGUUUGAGAAAGAAGACCUCAUUAAAGUUCACUUAUUGAAUA
Orbicella faveolata is the source of this 4679-nucleotide messenger RNA. RefSeq lists its product as uncharacterized. The record is from RefSeq and is a predicted model, not a curated record. Gene Ontology annotation, molecular function: RNA binding; protein binding. Lineage: Eukaryota; Metazoa; Cnidaria; Anthozoa; Scleractinia; Merulinidae.